Messenger RNA from Panicum hallii, 1290 nucleotides. RefSeq names its product nuclear transcription factor Y subunit C-2-like. Gene Ontology annotation, molecular function: protein heterodimerization activity; DNA binding; DNA-binding transcription activator activity, RNA polymerase II-specific. The transcript has 2 exons. Gene Ontology annotation, biological process: regulation of DNA-templated transcription. Lineage: Eukaryota; Viridiplantae; Streptophyta; Magnoliopsida; Poales; Poaceae. The record is from RefSeq and is a predicted model, not a curated record. Gene Ontology annotation, cellular component: nucleus. The coding region runs from base 318 to 1067 and encodes 249 amino acids.
UCAAUGGGGCCAGCCCAGCAGCCCCUGCUCAUAAGAAAGUGGAGCUUGCCAUCUGCUCAGGCUUUGGCAGCGGCGGCAGGGAGAGCCUGGAGAGCGCGGGGUCAUCGCUCCUGCUCCCGAACUCCAUGCUGAAGAAGAGAGUCUGGCCGGGCGGCGCACGGUUGCUGUGCCGGAGGAGCUCACUCCUGUAAGCGAGCUUGCUAUAUAUCUAGCCGGCAGUAGCUACCUUGAGUUCAGGCGCAAAGCAGCUAGCAGCUAGAGCAGGCGAGAAGAAGCUAGCAUCGGUACGGUCACAAAGGUAGCAAGCAAUUCAGCCCAUGGACAACCAGCCGCUGCCCUACUCCACCGGCCAGCCCCCGGCAACCGGCGGGGCCCCGGUGCCCGGCGUGCCUGGCACGGUCGGGCCCCCGCCGGUGCCGCACCACCACCUGCUCCAGCAGCAGCAGGCCCAGCUGCAGGCGUUCUGGGCGUACCAGCGGCAGGAGGCGGAGCGCGCGUCGGCGUCGGACUUCAAGAACCACCAGCUGCCGCUGGCCCGGAUCAAGAAGAUCAUGAAGGCCGACGAGGACGUGCGCAUGAUCUCCGCGGAGGCGCCGGUGCUGUUCGCCAAGGCCUGCGAGCUCUUCAUCCUCGAGCUCACCAUCCGCUCCUGGCUGCACGCCGAGGAGAACAAGCGCCGCACCCUGCAGCGCAACGACGUCGCCGCCGCCAUCGCGCGCACCGACGUCUUCGACUUCCUCGUCGACAUCGUGCCGCGCGAGGAGGCCAAGGAGGAGCCCGGCAGCGCCCUGGGGUUCGCGGCGGCGGCAGGGGCCGGCGCCGUCGGGGGAGGCGCGGCGGGCGGCGCCCCGGCCGCCGGGAUGCCGUACUACUACCCUCCGAUGGGGCAGCCGGCGCCGAUGAUGCCGGCCUGGCACGUUCCCGCCUGGGAACCGGCCUGGCAGCAGGGGGCGGCGGCGGAUGUCGAUCAGAGCGGCAGCUUCGGCGAGGAUGGGCAAGGGUUUGCAGGAGGCCAUGGCAGCGGUGCCGCUAGCUUCCCUCCUCCUGCACCUCCGAGCUCCGAGUGAUCCGCGCGCUCCUACACGUACGAUGGCUUAGCUACACAUGCAGAGGUGCUUGCAGUGAAUGUAUAUCGUUCAAUGUGUCACGGUGUCUAGCAAGCAUGGUAAUUAAUGGAGCAACAUUCAGAACGAAUAAGUGCGACGCUGGGGAGUAAUUUGUACAUGCACCUGAUGUGCUGAUUAAUCAAAGACUAACAUGCAGUUUAAUCAAUUACUAGCUAGUUGUUCA